Molecule: messenger RNA, 345 nt
Organism: Dentiscutata heterogama
Lineage: Eukaryota; Fungi; Glomeromycota; Glomeromycetes; Diversisporales; Gigasporaceae
Source: the annotation of a GenBank genome assembly
AUGUCAACCGAUUUUUCUUGUUUCCUUUAUGGUACUCUGAUUUUUCCUGAAGUUAUUGGGCGCAUACUUAGUGAUGGUGGUAAAGAAAAAAUCACUGUUGAUCUUAAUUCCGGUGCUCCAGCUGUUUUGAAGGGAUAUAAACGUUAUCAAGUUCAUGGUGCUUGGUAUCCGGCCAUAAUAAAAAGUAAUGAAAAUGAUGAAACAAAAGGUGUUUUUCUUAAAGGUCUUUCCUAUAAUGAUAUUUUGAAACUCGAUGAUUUUGAGGGUGAUCAAUAUAAAAGAAUAGAUGUUAAAGUGUUCGUUGGCGAUUCUUUGGAUCCUAUACCUGCUCAAACUUAUGUUUGG